Messenger RNA from Plasmodium gonderi, 813 nucleotides. RefSeq lists its product as hypothetical. Bases 1 to 813 code for a protein of 270 amino acids. Lineage: Eukaryota; Apicomplexa; Aconoidasida; Haemosporida; Plasmodiidae. The transcript is spliced from 5 exons. The record is from RefSeq and is a predicted model, not a curated record.
AUGUUUUUAAACAAGCUGCUUUUUCUGAUUCUUUGUUUUACAUUAAUGUCAUAUGUACUGUUAAUAUCAAGUGAAAAUAGAAAACUGAAAAAUUAUUACACACUAAAUAAAAAUUGUCUGAACAUAUCCCCACGGUCAAAUCAAAGAAACAGUUCAUUAAUUAUUAAAAAAAAAUUCUUAACAUUAAAGCAGGGAAAGUAUAACUCGUCUUCUCAAAUUCCAUGGGCAUUCCUCGUCUUUGACAUAAUAAAGAUUUUCGGACGCUUGUCUGACCAAGAACUCCUAGGACAUGUCAUUUCACACAAUAACGAAUUUAUAGAGUUGAACAAAAAUAAAAAAAAAGUAAAAAAAUGGGAGAACUUAUUUCUAUCAAGUAAUAAUUCCAUCAAUUUUGAAAUCCUAAAAAGUUUUCUAAAUCAAACCAAAUUUGAAUGGCCGCUCACAAUAAACUCUGGGCAAAUUCAAAAUCAAGGAUCUAUAAGUAUUCCGGUAUCCCCAAUCGUUUAUGUAGAGAAUUGUCGAAAAAUAAGCGAAAUGUUUAGAAGCAAAAACAAAAACACAGGAACAGAUCCAAACGUCAGCAGAAAAAUUAAUUUGAAAAUUAUAAAUGAAUACGUGAGCGAGCAGUCCAUAUCGAACGACGCGAUAGAAUGUGUUUUUUCAUCCUUUAGCGAUUUUUCCGAACUAACAAUGGAUCAGUUCAUAAAUAAAAUUCAUGAGUGGGCCCCAUCCGAUGGAAUAGUCGAUUGGUACACAUUCGUUUAUAACUUAAAAGAGGAGCCCUUAGACAACAUAAAAAGAUUUUUUGACUAA